Messenger RNA from Gadus macrocephalus (Pacific cod), 2617 nucleotides. It is a transcript of the gene stxbp6, whose product is annotated as syntaxin binding protein 6 (amisyn). Gene Ontology annotation, molecular function: phosphatidylinositol-4,5-bisphosphate binding. The transcript is spliced from 7 exons. NCBI's taxonomy places the organism in Eukaryota, Metazoa, Chordata, Actinopteri, Gadiformes, Gadidae. Gene Ontology annotation, cellular component: exocyst; plasma membrane. The coding region runs from base 321 to 1043 and encodes 240 amino acids. Gene Ontology annotation, biological process: Golgi to plasma membrane transport; exocytosis; regulation of SNARE complex assembly. The record is from RefSeq and is a predicted model, not a curated record.
GUAGUAAGUGAACGUGAUUGGUCCGUCUGUCUGGGAACCUGCUACUGCUUUUCCUCCGAGACAGCGAUCGUGGUGCGAGAGCCCCUCAGCAGAAGGAUCAAAGUACAACAAACUCCCGCUGGUCAGAUACAAACGGCCGUUCAGGAACCGAAACCAGUCGCGAUGUUAAUUGCGAAGUCACUCUGUUUGAAAAGAUAACAGACCGGACAGCAGCUGUUUGAAAAAAGUUGGCUUACUGGCUGCUUGGAGACUGCCAAACGCAUAAACCACACGUGGAUCAAGUCGCUGAAACGGAGACCUGCUCCUGGCUGCCCUGAGAGAUGAGUUCCAAGUCCACUAUCAACAAGGAGGUGUUUACGCCCAACGAUGAGAAGAUGCUUGCAGCUGUGCAAGUGAAGCGGCGCACCAAGAAGAAAAUCCCCUUCUUGGCCACUGGUGGCCAGGGAGACUACAUGACCUUCAUCUGCCUCUCAGUUACGAAUAGGAAGCCAUCCCAGUUGUCCAUUACCAAAGUCAAGCAGUUCGUGGGCUCCUCUGCCUUCACCAAGAGGUCAAUGUGGACCAUAGACCAGCUACAGCAAAUCAACGGCAUCGACCCCAACAGAGACUGUCCUGAGUUUGACUUGACGUUCGACAACGCCUUCGACCAGUGGGCCGCCAGCUCGGCAGGGGAGAAGUGCACCUUCGUCCAGAUCCUCCAUCACACCUGUCAGCGCUACACACCCAACAAGAAACCCGAGUUCGUCAACUGUCAGGCCAAACUGAUGGGAGAGGACCAGGAUGUAGUUGUUCGUUGCAGGGUCUUUUUGAGCAAGAUGAGGAAAGAGUUGGUUGUCCAACAUGGGCAUCUACGCAGACAAGGUAACAGCAUACUGCACACAGCGGCUGACAGCGUGACCAGUGCGGUUCAGAAGGCCAGCCAGGCCCUGAAUGAGCGCGGCGAGCGUCUGGGCCGCGCCGAAGACAAGACCGCCGACAUGAUGAACAGCUCCGAGCAGUUCGCCAUCACGGCUCACAAACUUGCCAUGAAGCACAAGUGUUAGACCAGUGCCAAACCCAGCUCGCAGGAUGCUUGGAGAACAGCCGCUAGCCUGUCACCACAGAACGGAUGGAACUCAGAUUGUAUUGUUUUUAAUCUUCUUUUUAUAUGUAUAUUUGCGGAUUUGUUAACAGGUAACACAUAAUUAUUUAAUACCGGCACAUCUUGACGAGGAUGGACACAGCGAGCUGGCUGAAGUGAAACAGAGAAAGAAUAUAUAUAUAUAUAUAUAUAUAUAUAUAUAUAUAUAUAUAUAUAUUUCUUGCGAUUUCUUACUUUAAAAAAGACGUGACAAGCCGAGACAACGAUGUUGCGACGAGCCGAAACAAAAGUUCUCUUUGUGUCGUUGUGUGGUGUGGCCGACCUCCUCCUCACCAUCACAGGCCAUCAUUAGUGUCCUCCCUUUAUAAAUUACUCAAAGGAUUCCUCACACUGGUUGUUCAUGUCUUCUGCUGUUCAUUUUUAUUUUUGGGAAUACAUUACAUUAUGUUAAGAGCCCUCUUUGUUGUGGCUCUUUGACCAAUGUGUUUGCGUGUGCAAGUAUGUGCGUGAGUGUGUGUGUGUGUGUGUAAAGGGAUCGAGAAGCAAGGCAUCUACUGGAGAUGACUAGUGUACAACUAGACGGGCACAUUGAUGGACAGAAAACACAACAUCGCCUGCUUCAAACGUACGCUUGAGACGACGGAUGAAAUCCCUUGCAAACUAAACGCUGCUUUGACAGUUGAGUGGUGUCCGCUGUGGUUUUCCGAUGUACGGUUUUCAAAGGGCCCACGUUGGCGGCCCUUACUUUAGUGUCUACACAUGUUUCAAGCACUUGAGUAUUAGCCAGAAACGCAAUGAACACUUUGUAUUCGGAUUCGCUUCUGUGAUUCAAGCAUGCAAGAACGGCGGAGAUUCAGUGCUCUUAUUUUACAAAUAAUACAGAAAAAUACAUUUGUUAAAGCCAUGUUGUACUCUUUUCAUCUGAAUAAGCUUUGGAAGGUCUUAUAAUUCACAGGUCAAAAGGGAGAAAAAAACCAUACAGUAGCAAUGUACACCAGCUUCAGCAUUGUAUAAAAGCAUACAUGUAAUUCCUGCACACUGUGUUCAGUGUUACUCGAGCAGAUUUGUCCUGUGAACUUGUGAUACUCCCUGGCUGUGUUUAAACUAUGAUCAUAAGCUUAUCUUGUAUCAUAUUUGUUUUAUUUUGUUGACAUGUCUUGGUUACUCGUGAAGAUAUGACUACGUAUAUGUAUAUACUGAAGAAAUUACUCACACAUUGACAGUGUCCCCAAUGACAGCAGUAACAGCAUCAAUGUGUACUAGUGAGUUUGAACCUCGUAACUGGCUUAGGGUUAGGGUUAGGUUGUAUUUAUGAUUGUUCUUAUGAAUGUUACACUCUCACGAUGCGCACUGGCAUUGUCCUCCUUGCUGAUCACUUGUUGACGAGUUCAAGGUGAAAAACAUCUACUGUGGACUCUUAGUCUGCUGUCUUAAUGAAUUAAUUUUUUGGCUUACUUACUGGUCUGCUCAUACUUCAACCUAACACUUUGGAUGUUUGUUGUUUUAAUAAAAACAAAGAGGAGACAUUAAACUGGA